CACUAAUUUUUCUUUCCUUGCUCAGCACAAACGACCUCGCCUCACCUCACCUCACCUCGCCUCCGGCCGCCCUCCAGCCGCACAUCCCGCACAUCCCGCAGACCCUUCCCGUACCUCCCGCGCCGACGAAUCCUCUCCCGAAUCCGCGCGCAGCGGCGAAUCCGCCUGCCCGCCCGCCCGCGCACCCCCAGCCGGCACCCAGCACCAUGCGCCGCUAAGGGGUUGUUGGCCCACAGCUAGCGAACAUGGGGAAGCGGAGGAAGGUCGCGCACCACGCCCGGCCGCCGCCGUCGAGGCCCGCCACCGGCAGCCAACCGCAGAAGAGCCCGAAGAGGAAUCCUCCGCCGCCGCCGCCGCCGCCGCAGCAGCAGCAUCGGCAAGGCACUGCGGCGUCGCCCUCGAAAGGGGGGCCCGGUCAGCGGAGAUCGCAGGGCGCGCCGCCUCGCGACGCGCCCACCAUCCCGUUCGCGCCCGAGCACCGGAUCCUGCUGGUCGGCGAGGGCGACCUGAGCUUCGCGGCGUCGCUCGUCGAGCACCACUUCUGCGCGGACGUGACGGCGACGGUGCCGGAGAAGAGCCUCGACGAGCUCGCGGCGAAGCACGCGGACGCGCGGGCGAACGCGGCCAAGGUGGAGGCCGAGGGCGGGCGGGUGCUGUACGGGGUGGACGCGACGAAGAUGGCGCCGUUCGUGGCCAAGAAGCCGUCCUCCGCCUCCUCGAACCGCCACCACAACGCCGCCGCCGACGACGGCAGACCCGCACCGCCGGCGGGCCGCAUGGACCGGAUCCUGUUCAACUUCCCGCACGUCGGGGGUAAGAGCACGGACGUGAACCGGCAGGUGCGCCACAACCAGGAGCUGCUGGUGGGCUUCUUCGGGCGCGCGGCGCCGUCGCUGGCCCGCGGCGGCGCCAUCGUCGUGACCCUGUUCGAGGGCGAGCCGUACACGCUGUGGAACGUGCGCGACCUCGCGCGCCACUGCGGCCUGCGCGUCGCCCGCAGCUUCGCCUUCCGCGCCGACGCCUACCCGGGCUACCGCCACGCCCGCACCCUCGGCGCCCUCCGCGGCGGCGGCCGCGGCGCCUGGCGCGGCGAGGACCGCCCCGCCCGGAGCUACGUCUUCGUCCGCAAGGACGACGACGGCUAUGGUGGCGGCGACGGCGGCGGCGAGGCCGCGCACCCCCCGAGGGGCAAGAAGCGCGCUAGGCGCGACGGUAGCGGCUCCGACGACGACGAUUGACGGCCGCGCGGCAGGCGGCUUACGCUCCCCGCGCCUCCCGCGCUUCCGAAUAAUGAUGAUACGUACAUCCGUGUACUUCCCACCGACGAGGGGGUGGGGAGGCGGAGAGGCAGUUUUU
This is a messenger RNA of Durotheca rogersii, 1356 nucleotides long. RefSeq lists its product as uncharacterized. Gene Ontology annotation, molecular function: rRNA (uridine-N3-)-methyltransferase activity. Gene Ontology annotation, cellular component: cytoplasm. Bases 246 to 1238 code for a protein of 330 amino acids. The record is from RefSeq and is a predicted model, not a curated record. NCBI's taxonomy places the organism in Eukaryota, Fungi, Ascomycota, Sordariomycetes, Xylariales, Xylariaceae. The transcript has a single exon. Gene Ontology annotation, biological process: rRNA base methylation.